Messenger RNA from Eufriesea mexicana, 294 nucleotides. RefSeq names its product mitochondrial import inner membrane translocase subunit Tim10 B. Lineage: Eukaryota; Metazoa; Arthropoda; Insecta; Hymenoptera; Apidae. The transcript has 3 exons. The record is from RefSeq and is a predicted model, not a curated record. The coding region runs from base 1 to 294 and encodes 97 amino acids.
AUGGAUCGCUUGGCUAUUAGAAAUAUGAAAGAGUUUCAACUUUUGUUUAAUCAAAUAUCUGAAACAUGCUUUAAAACAUGUGUGAGUACAUUUCUGUCAAGAGAUAUGUCUACUACAGAGAUUCAAUGUAUAGAAAAUUGUUCAGGCAAAUACAUUAAUGCCAAUCACAAAAUAAUGGAAAUAUUUGUGGAAGUACAACCUGCUAUUGCUCGUAGGAAUAUGGAGGAAUAUUCAAAAGCUCAGGCAGCUUUAGAAACACAACAAAAGGAACAAAAUUCUGAAAGCAUUAGAUAG